GGCCGUGCCCAUUCCCUGGGGAGCCUGGGCAGUGCCAGCACCUUUGGGGGAAGAACCUUUCCUGAUCUCCAGCCUGACCUGGGUUAACCUGAUGCCAUUCCCUCAGGACGGAGCAGAGCCUGGAGCUGCCCCUCAGGAGGAGCUGCAAUCCCCGGGUCCCAAUUUUCUAUGUGCCUUUCUGAAUCUCUCUGUCCUCAAGAUGUCUCACCACAUGAACAGCUCCACGCUGCCGACCUCGCAUCCUCCUGAGCAUCAUCACCCCUCCACCACAGCCUCGGGACACGGCCAUGACAUGAUGAUGAUGGCCAUGACUUUCCACUUCAGCUGUAAGAAUGUGCCAUUGCUCUUCUCUGGACUUACAAUCAAUUCUCCUGGAGAAAUGGCUGGUGCUUUUGUGGCUGUCUUCUUCCUGGCCAUGUUUUAUGAAGGCCUUAAGAUUGCCCGGGAGUGUCUGCUCCGUAAAUCCCAAGUCAGCAUCCGCUAUAACUCCAUGCCAGUGCCCGGCCCCAAUGGCACCAUCCUGAUGGAGACACACAAAACCGUGGGCCAGCAGAUGCUGAGCUUGCCCCACCUGCUUCAGACUGUGCUGCACAUCAUCCAGGUGGUGGUCAGCUACUUCCUCAUGCUGAUCUUCAUGACCUACAACGGGUACCUGUGCAUCGCCGUGGCUGCGGGAGCGGGCACCGGGUACUUCUUCUUCAGCUGGAAAAAGGCAGUGGUGGUGGACAUCACAGAGCACUGCCAUUAACACGGGAUGUGCCACAGGCCUCUCCACCCCCCUGCUCCCUGCCAGCACAGCCACCUGAGGACUGGAGCAUUCCUAAGCUGCCAAGAGAAUCAUGAUAAAGAAAAUCAACUGAAGUUCACUACAGGUUCCUGGAGGGGUGAGGGAUGUGAGGAGCUGGGACACGCUGCUCCCCUUGACUCCUGAGAGUCCAUGGCAGCCAUUCUUGGCCAGGAUUUGCUUUAUUCUUAGAUUAUGCUGUGAUUGAGAUUAGUUGGCUGACAGAACUGUAGAAAUUAUUUUAAAAAGAAAACAAAACCGUUUUAUUUUUAAAUUGUAAAUGCUCAUCAGUGAGGGUUUAAUGAACAGUAGGAAAAGAUCAGUUGCCAAUUAUGUGUGAAUGGCUGUUUUAAUUUUGAUUUUUUUUCAAUGUGUACAUAAUGCCACGGGAGGAGUUUCCCCUGGCAUUGUGGCUUUUGGGGCCAAUGACACCUUUUGCUGUAGGACUCAGCCUCUGAGGAAGAUUUGGUGCUGCACAUCAGACAUACUCAGGUGUGUUUGGCAAGGGAGGACUUUGACCCAAGGACGUGAGCUGUAUGCUUCAGGGAUUGGAUGAACCUGCCCUCCAAGCCCACCAGAGAAUGAUGAGUGUUGUUUGUCUGACGUAUCCAGCAGCUUUACUCAGCCUCCAGGGAGGGCACUUGAGUUAGGCUGCUUUCCCUUCCCAAUUAUGGAACAGAUAAUAGUUCUGUAUUUACAGGGCAAAAAGAUUCCCAAUAAACCAUUGAAUCCACAGGUACUUCAUGUGGAGCUGCACCUGGAUGGAACUAGAGCUAAGCUUUGGGUUACUAGGACUGGUUCUGUAAAUGAGGCAAGAGCUAAAUAAUGAUUUCAUGACACUAAAGUUAAAAUGGCUGGAGGGUAUUCCUGGCUGGAGAUGAAGGGGAAAAACAACCAUGUUCCUGUAAAGGAGAGAUUUGGGGAAGAGGAGGAGGAAAAUACAGGACUACAGCAGCCCUCAGUGUCUUCUCAGGUGAAAUUUGGAGCAGCGUGGGCUGAUCAGAAAGUAUUCCUGACCCAGAUUAUCUUUGUCUUGAUAAUCACAGUGUGCCCAUGCUGGAGGUGCAGGUUCUCAGUGCAGUGGGGUCAGUGAAGAACUCAGUGCUGUGAGCUGUGCCCAGGCAGGACAGGCUGUGAGGGGGCAGAACCACCCUCCUGCCUGUCUGGUGCCAGGCCAGGCUUGGGGAGCAGCUCUGGUUUAGCACCUGGAUGUUAAAAAGGUUGUGCAGAGCUGAAGGUGGUUGUGCAAAGCUGGAGUCUUCCCUCUACCCAGAUUGUCCAGUUUGUGCCUGUAACUGGCUGGCAGAGAAGACAGUGGGAAUUUGGGAAAGUCACUGAGAACAGGCACCACUUCCAGACUGGGACUGGUGGCUGGGACAUGCCAUGAGAACAGGGAGUCCUGUGUGGGCUAAAGCCUCUGGGCACACACAGGAAGGUGUUUUUUUUUUUUUUUUUCCCUGAAUAUGCUGCUGGUGACUUCUGGCAGCAGCUGUGUGAGGAAAGCUGAUCUUUGGAAUGAGAAUUUUUAGGCCCUGAGCCUUGGGGAGUGAAGCCAUCCCUGUGUACCUGGUGCUCCACGGUGCUGGUGCUGCUGUCCCUGCACAGAGCCCACCCUCCCCUUGUGUAAGGAAAUCCAGAACUGCUGCUACCAGGGCUUGGAUUGCACCUCCUGGGCUGGUGCCAGGUGUUUACUUGGACAUCUUGUUUUCUCUGGACAGUGCAACUAGAGAAUAAAAGGAGCUGAGUUAAACGCAGGCUUAGGUUCCUAUAUAGCUGCUUUCUGUAGCAAAUUCGUAUCUGGAUGAGAGGCAAAGUUAUUUUUGUGGAAAAGUUCUAGCCAUGUCCUGCUGAGAGACAGGAAAAGUGCUUCCUUCCCCAGUCUGAUCUUUGAAGGGAGUUCUGUCUGUGACAGAAGCUGCUGGUGCCCUCUCUGCACGUGUCACAAGGGUAAAACUCUGCUGUGCCCUGCAGACAAUCAUGGGAGGGGACACUGACCCUCCCCACCCCUGGAGCGCUGGGAGGAAUGUUGGUGUGGGCAGAGAAAAUGGACAAUCCCUUCCCACUGCUACUGGAACUGAGAGGAAAUCUGUCUGUCAGAGAGAACUGGAGAUGGUGGUUGAUGUGGGAGGUUGGCACUGCAGGGCUUGACCCCUGAAGGAGCUCAGGGGGACACUGCCACUGCUGCCAUUGGUUUUUCUGGAAGGGGCUGGAAUUGUUGCCAUCACAAUCACAGGCUGGAGUGAGGAGUGGCUGCGUGGUGACACUGGUCACCUCAUAUACCUCUUGCUGUGUCUUUCUUUGGCCUGAUCUUGCUGUCACCUUUUAGCCACUUUUCUGUGUAUCCAAGUGGCCAGACUUGAAUUCUCUGGGGAUGACUUGGAGAUCAGGCUGUGGCUCAUGCAGUGUCACUCUGGUUCUUGUUAAGCUUUUCUGCCUCGUUCUGCUUGUACCACCUGUGCCCCUGGAAUUGUUUUCUCCCAGAAUGAGCUUCCCUGCUGCCCAGAGAGGGCACACAGCUUCUCCAGCGUGCACAGGGAGGGGACACUGCCCUGGCAGGGCUCACCUGGGCUCGAGUCUCAGGUGCCCCAGCAGCUCCCACAGCCUGCACGAGGGUGGUGUGGGCACCCUGGGCUCCCAGGGAAGGUGAGAGGGGAAGGAGCUGAGAAGAGCAGGGCGAGGCUGUGUCCCCUGUGCCCCGAGCUCCUGGGGCACAGCUGGGGAUGAGGCGUGUCCAGGCUGCUCCUCCUGCCGUGGCUUUUCCUAGUUCAGUGUGACAAUCCAGAGGAGCCAUCCACCGUCCCUGUCCCGGCCUCCCGCUGCCACCAGAUGCCAGCACGGUGUGCUCUCAGCCGGACUGCAGCGUGCAGAGCCUGAGCAAAGCCUGAGCAAAGCCUGAGCUCCCUGCGGGCGGGAUCGCAGCUCCGGGGCAGCCCCAGCCCCUCUGCUGAAUUUAGAGCUGUCCGGGUAGCACGGGGGAGGAGGGCUGGAAGGGCCUGUGUGGACAGACAUGCAGCAUGCUGGGCUGUGCUGUCCUGCUCGGGGUGACAUCCUGUGCCUGUCUCUGUGCCCUGUGUGCUCUGCACACGCUGAGCCUCCACAUUCUCAUUGAGGAGGGAGCUCAGAGCAUCCAGGCCCUGUCCCUCCGAGGGCUUUUGUUGCUUUUUUUGAGUGCCUUUUGAGUUUGUCUGGAGCCAGUCCCACCCAAUCCAGCAGGAUUUCUAGUUUUGUUUACAGUGGACUGUCAGUUCUGUUUUUACUCUUGCUCUUUGUGGUGGUAACUUGUCUGAUGUUACUGUGAAUAUCAAGAAUCUCCUGUACAUAAUUAACCAAUAAAAUAGAUUGCAUUUUA
Molecule: messenger RNA, 4133 nt
Organism: Taeniopygia guttata (zebra finch)
Lineage: Eukaryota; Metazoa; Chordata; Aves; Passeriformes; Estrildidae
Source: RefSeq, a predicted model, not a curated record